AUGGAUCCUCCCAAUUUACAAGCAAAACUAAAAGGAAUAGAUGCAUUCUGUGGGGAACGUUACUGGGACCCUGAAAUAUGGAAUGCAACAACAGUACCCAUUCUGACUCAAUGUUACCAGCAUACCACUUUGGUCUGGUUUCCUACUGCAAUAGUUUUCCUGCUUGCUCCUAUUCUUACAGCUCAAAUCUUCUAUCGCCGUCCAACCCCUAUCCCAUGGACCAGGCGGAUUCAGUUCAAAGUUGGUCUCUCCUGUAUUCUAAUAGCGGAUUCGCUCUCUUUAUUUACCGUGGCUAUCUAUGAAACACUGUUCCAAGGAUUCCCAUAUGCAGUCGACUUUGUUUAUCCACUGACUUUGUGUUUAGCAAUGAUUGUUUUAACAGCUCUGAUUGUCUCUUGUCGCAACUAUGGAAUUGUUACAUCCGGAGGCCUAUUUAUCAGUUGGCUUGUCUUCACACUGUCAGCUAUACCUGAACUCCUCUACUGGAUUCAACAAAUGGUGGCACCUGCUCAGCCAUGGAAUUGGUUGGACUACCCGAGAUGUAUUGCUUUUUUGGUUUGGUUCAUAUGCUGUGCAUUGGAAACGUAUCUCCACUGUUAUGCUGACCAUUCACCAGAAGGAUACAAGUAUUUGAACACCGCUCGUAACCCAAGUCCUGAAAUGACGUCGUCUUUUUUGAACCGUAUUACCAUGUGGUGGUUCAAUUCUUUGUGUAGUCUAGGAGUGAGGAAACCAUUGGAAGUCUCUGAUUUGUAUUCUCUCAACGAAGCUGACACUUCCAACUUGCUAGUGCCCAAAUGGUAUAACUUGUGGGACAAGCAGAACAAAAAAAUUGAGGAGAUCAAAAACCGUCGCCAAGCUAAUUUGAACGCUGCCCAGACAUCUCGGCGUCGCACAUCUUCAAAUGAUAGUACUCCACUGCUUCAUGAUCAAACAGCUGAUGACUAUGGAUCUUUGCCAACCAGUCACACUGAACAGUUAAUGCCCUCCAUUAUCUGGACACUGUUUUUGAUGUUCAAAUGGGAUGUUAUCACAGCGAUGGUUGUCAAGUUCCUCUCAGACGUUCUACUUUUCGUCAAUCCUCUGCUUCUGAAAUCAUUGAUCCGAUUUACUGAACAACUUGAACGUCCGAUGUGGCAAGGAAUCGUGCUUUCUUUUACAAUGUUCAUCUCGGCUGAACUAUCAUCCAUCCUUCUUUCUCAUUAUUUCUAUCUGAUGUACAGAGUUGGAACAAGAGUUCAAACAUGUCUUACUGCGGCUGUAUACCGGAAAACUCUCCGCCUGUCAAACGCUGCUCGUCGGGAGAAAACUGUGGGAGAAAUAGUAAAUUUGAUGGCUAUUGACAUUGACCGCUUCCAACAAAUUACACCACAAACCAUGCAGUAUUGGUCGAACCCGUUCCAAAUUGGAUUAGCACUUUUCCUUCUAUUCCAACAACUUGGAGUUUCAGUAUUCAGUGGUGUUGCUGUAAUGGUUUUGCUGUUCCCGAUCAAUUUUGUGAUCACUAUGAUUAUUCGAAAAUGGCAGAUUUCUCAAAUGUAUUACAAAGAUGAAAGAACAAAGAUGGUUAAUGAAGUGCUCAACGGAAUCAAAGUGAUCAAGCUGUAUGCCUGGGAACCACCUAUGGAGAAAGUGAUUGAAGAUUUGAGAGAAAAGGAAUUGGGACUCAUCAAGAAAGCCGCAUUCUUGAGAACGUUCUCGGAUAUGCUCAACUGUGCCUCACCUUUCCUUGUCGCUCUUUCAACGUUUGCUACCUUUAUCUUCAUUGAUCCAAAGAAUGUGCUCACUCCAGAAAUAGCAUUUGUGUCACUCACCCUUUUUAACCAAUUGCGAUCACCAAUGUCCCAAGUGGCUGAACUCAUCACUCAAACAGUCCAAGUAAUUGUUUCCAACAAGAGACUGAAGGAAUUCUUAAUGUCAGAAGAGCUCAGUGAAGAUGCUAUUGACCAUAGAGGACGUGAUAACAACGAUGUAAUCAACGUCAAAGAUGCAACACUCUCAUGGGAAUCUGCAGAUCAAAACCCUGUACCCAGUCUCAUGAAUAUCAACUUCUCUGUGAAACGUGGUCAGCUUGUCACAAUUGUCGGAAGAGUGGGGGCUGGGAAAACUUCGAUGCUCCAAGCAUUGAUGGGAGAAAUGGAGAAACUGAGCGGAUCCAUCGCGCUACACGGACGACUAUGCUAUGUUCCUCAACAACCAUGGAUGCAAAAUAACACACUUCGUCAGAAUAUCACGUUUGGAAAACAGUUUGACGAGUACUUCUACACUCGUGUGUUGGAUGCAUGUGCACUUUAUCGUGAUCUUCAAAUUCUCCCACUCGGCGACAGUACAGAAAUCGGAGAAAAAGGAAUCAACUUAUCCGGUGGACAGAAAGCGCGUAUUUCAUUGGCUCGUGCAGUAUAUCAAAACCAUGAUAUCUAUUUACUCGAUGACCCAAUGAGUGCUGUUGAUGCUCAUGUUGGAAGUCAACUUUUUAAUUCUGUGAUUGGGCCAGAAGGAAUGUUACGCAACAAAACUCGUAUUUUGGUAACCAAUGAGCUAUCCUGUUUGGAAAAGUCAGACCUCAUCAUGGUGAUGAAUGAUGGAAAAAUAGAAUACGAAGGGAAAUAUCAUGAAUUAAUGCAACAAGGAGCUUUUGAGCAACUUCUGAUUGAAUGUGAGCAAGAAGAAAGGGAAAGACGUGAAGCAGAACAAUCAGACGAAGAGGAUGACAAUUCUGAACCUGGAGGAAUCAUGAUCGAAGGAGAUUCCGAUUUUGAGUACGAAGACGAUUUGAUGGCUUCUCCUAUCAUAGAUCACGUCCUUGGUACCAGUCACAUGUCGACCGUGUCUGGCAUAAUCAAUCGACGCAGAAUAAGUACUUCGAAUGCAAAACAACGACGACGUCCUUCCACUACCAAAUCAUACAGCGCAUCGAUCGUCUCGGCUUCUACAAACACUCGUCAACUCACUGGAGCUGAGAGAGUGGAAACUGGAAGAGUAAAGAUGGAUACUUAUUACAAUUACUUUGGAGCAAUGGGAAUUUCUAUUGCAAUAAUUUUCGUAUUGGGAAUGACAACUAGCACAGUUGUUUCAAUGGGAAGAAACUUGUGGCUUACGGAUUGGUCAAAUGAUAAUGCUGCUCGUUCUGGUACAAACUCAACUGGAAAAACAAUUGGUGUUCGCCUCGGUGUCUAUGCUGGACUCGGAUUCUCCGAGAUUAUUCUUCUUUUCAUCGGAAUGCUUUCCUUGUUGUAUGGUGGAGUUGCUGCUUCUCGAAACCUUCAUGCUCCACUUAUGCGCAGUUUGUUCCGUGUUCCAAUGUCUUUUUACGAUACUACUCCGUUUGGAAGAAUUUUGAACCGUAUCGGAAAAGAUAUUGAGACAGUUGAUGUACUUUUGCCAUUUAACGUACAAUUCUUUGCUCAAUGUUUGCUGCAAGUUAUCUCUACUCUGAUCAUUAUUAUGAUUUCAACUCCAGUUUUUGGAAUUGUCAUCAUCCCAUUAUCCAUUAUGUAUCUCAUGGUUAUGAGAUACUACAUUGCAACUUCUCGUCAGCUGAAACGUUUGGAAUCAAUCACCAGAUCUCCAAUCUACAGUCAUUUGUCUGAAUCGAUCCAAGGAUCGGCAACAAUCCGCGCUUAUCAUUUGGUCGACAGAUUCUGUAAACUAUCCGAGACUAAAGUUGAUGCACAUGUUCAAUGUCGCUACCUGAACUACGUUGCAAACCGUUGGUUGUCAGUACGUCUAGAGUUUAUUGGAAACUGUAUCGUUCUAUUCUCCGCUCUAUUUGCUGCACUCACCAGAUCAACCACAACUUCUGGAGUCAUCGGAUUAUCAGUAUCAUAUGCUCUGAACAUCACGACAGUUCUCAAUUUUGCAGUCCGUCAAAUUACAAAACUUGAAACAAACAUUGUAUCUGUAGAACGUGUGAAAGAGUAUGCUGAAACUGAAACGGAGGCUGAAUGGAAAUCUGAACCAGGAAAGGAACCACCACAAAAUUGGCCAUCUGAAGGACGAAUUGUGAUGAACAACUAUUCCGCUCGUUACCGUGCAGGGCUAAACCUGGUAGUAAAACAACUUAACGUGGAGAUCAAACCACACGAGAAAGUUGGAAUAGUCGGUCGCACAGGUGCAGGAAAGUCUUCGGUCACACUUUCUCUCUUCCGUAUUAUUGAAGCGGCAGAGGGUCAAAUCAUAGUCGAUGGUAUCAACUUAGCUGAAAUUGGGCUGCAUGAUCUGAGAUCCAAUCUGACUAUCAUUCCACAAGACCCAGUACUUUUCUCGGGUAGUUUGAGGUUCAACUUGGAUCCGUUUCACCAUUAUUCGGAUGAUGAUAUAUGGAAGAGUCUAGAGCAGGCUAAUCUCAAAGAAUUUGCAACUGGACAUCACGAUAAACUUGACUACAUGAUUACCGAAGGAGGUGACAACAUCAGUGUGGGUCAACGUCAAUUGGUUUGUUUGGCUCGUGCCCUCCUUCGAAAAACUCGUGUUCUUAUUCUGGAUGAGGCAACUGCUGCAGUUGACGUUUCUACAGAUUCUCUUAUUCAGAAAACUAUUCGAGAAGAAUUUGCGAACUCUACAGUUCUUACCAUAGCCCAUCGUCUCAAUACUAUCAUGGACUAUGACAGAAUCAUCGUGCUGAAUGAUGGUAAAGUAGGAGAAUUCGACAGUCCACAAAAACUACUGUCUAAUCGCAAUUCCGAGUUCUAUUCUAUGGCAAGACGAGCGGGACUAGUCUAA
Molecule: messenger RNA, 4722 nt
Organism: Caenorhabditis remanei
Lineage: Eukaryota; Metazoa; Nematoda; Chromadorea; Rhabditida; Rhabditidae
Exons: 9
Coding region: 1-4722 (1573 amino acids)
Biological process (GO): transmembrane transport
Cellular component (GO): membrane
Molecular function (GO): ATP hydrolysis activity; ATP binding; ABC-type transporter activity
Source: RefSeq, a predicted model, not a curated record